UUGUAGUCCGGGAGUUAGCCAUUAGCCAUUAUCGGUGACGUCAGAGGAGCCCCGGUAGCCGUUGGAUUUGAACACAAACGCGGGACUCAGAACAGCAAAAACAAGAAAUUAAACCUUAUUUUAUUUAACUUUAAUGUUUAUUUUCAAUCCUGAGCCUCAGAUCGCGACCUCUGCAUCUUGUUCAGGAUGCCUAUCCGUGCUUAUUGCACUAUCUGUUCGGAUUAUUUCGACCACUCCAGAGACGUUGCAGCUAUUUUCUGCGGACACACUUUUCACUAUGAGUGCCUUCUUCAGUGGUUCCAGACGGCUCCCAGUAAAACCUGUCCACAAUGCAGGAAACAGGUGAGUGGAAGACACAUAAUCAACAAGCUGUUCUUCGAUAUGCCAACAGAAGAAGAGGAAACUUCUGCAGAUCCUGAAAGCUUGCAGAACGAGCUGGACAGAAUGAAGGUGCUUCUCUGCGAGAAAGAGAGGGACUGGAGAGACAAGCAGAAGGCGGCCGAUGCCCUGAAGGAGACGAUCGAGAGGCAGAGAUCUGAUCUGGACCGAGUGAGGAGAGAGAUUGGAGAGAAGGAAAUGCUCUGUAGCACCUUAAGAAAACAGAUGCAGUAUUUGGAGAGCCAGCACAGAGACAGCCAAGCUGCUAAAGAGGAGGCCAAGCGGCUUCGGGUCAAAAUGAAAACGUACGAAAGUUUGGACCUGGUGUUGCAGGGACAGAGGGCUGAAGUGGAGGCCAUGAUCUCAGACAUGGGUGUGAACCAGUCGGCCGUGGAGCAGCUCUCCAUCUACUGCAUCUCGCUCAAAAAAGAGUACGAUAAUCUGAAAGGCAGCCUCAAGACCUCCAACGAGAUGUGUGAGAAACUGAAGCGGGAAGUUUUCACCUCCAGUAACAAGCUGCAGAAAUCCACGUUGGAGAUGAACAGGAUGAAGGAGGACAUGAACGCUCUUCAGAACGACCUCACCAACUCCGAUAAGGAGAUCACGAGUCUGAGGAAGAAGGUGGAGAUCUUACAGAAGACCCUGAGUACACCCAACCGCACCAACGAAGCCAUCAGCCGACUCGUCUUCGAGAGUCCCGCACCUCUGGAGCUGAAGACCCCCCGCCUGCACCAGCCCACGGACAGCCAGGACAUCGACCUCAACCUGACGUUCGACAUCAGCACGCCGGAGCUGGUGGAGAAGAAAGCGGCCGCCGUCCCCUCCAAGAAGAUGCGCCUGGAUCCAGCAGCGACUUCAUCGAAACCCGGCGAGAACGCGCUCGGGAGUAAGGUCUCGCAUCAGAAGGAGGACGCGGAGCCCAUGUUCAGGAACUCGCUCCUCUACAGGAAGAAGACGUUCGGCAGCAUGCUCGACCCGCACAGCAAACCCGGAGCUGUGAAGACGGGAUACGACGGACUGGGAGGAAGAACCAAAUAUUUCCAGCCUUCCCCUCUGUCUGAGAUCAGACCUCUGAUGAUGAAGGCCAAGAGGAAGAAGGUGUCCAGGCCGGUGCCCAGCAAGCUCACCCCCAACCUCACCACGCUCGAUGGGUUCCUGGAGUGAGCUCUAACCCUGCCGUCCUACUAUCUGGUUUAUUCUGGUUCACACUGGGAAAGCUGGGAUGAAUCGACAAGCUGCUGCCGUGGUUCACGUUCAGACGAGCUGAUUGUGUCUUAAUAACUGUUUUUAUUCGAGCGUUUGUUGGCGCCGCCGUGAAGAUCCUGGUCACGCGAGACGCCCGGGCACGUACAGGUCUGGAUCAGGGAAUGGAAGACUGACCCUGGAACAGCUCAGAGAAACGAGACGUUGUUAGAAAUCCAUCAUGGAAACACGUCUGUGAUGGGGACUGGAACAGAUUCCUUAUUUAUUUAUGUCUUUUUACUUUCUGUAUCCUCGUGUUGAACGUCGUUCUUUUAUAUGUUUGUUUAGUUCUUUAUUAAAUGUCAAGAUUGUGUUGAAAAUGUUGCCAUUUCAUUGUGAGACGUAAUAAAAUCCUAGUUUUCUA
This is a messenger RNA of Trichomycterus rosablanca, 1984 nucleotides long. It is a transcript of the gene traip, whose product is annotated as TRAF-interacting protein. Gene Ontology annotation, biological process: protein ubiquitination; replication fork processing. Gene Ontology annotation, molecular function: ubiquitin protein ligase activity; zinc ion binding. The record is from RefSeq and is a predicted model, not a curated record. Gene Ontology annotation, cellular component: site of DNA damage; nucleus. Bases 187 to 1542 code for a protein of 451 amino acids. NCBI's taxonomy places the organism in Eukaryota, Metazoa, Chordata, Actinopteri, Siluriformes, Trichomycteridae. The transcript is spliced from 16 exons.